UGUGAAAAGAAACUCAGCUCAAAUCAAUCGAACUGUUCUAGAUCUAAAUGGCUGAGUCGCCCUCGCCCUCUUCCCCACCGAUCUUCUCCGCCGGACAACCUCAACAACAAGACAAAGGGGAUCCUCUAAUUCCUCCCCGCAGGUAUGUCUGGACGGACUCCGGCGGCUACGGCUAUGGCCCUCUGGACCUCGCUGGAGUUCCGUCGGCUACAGAUAUCCCUGUCUUUGAUUUCGCCCAACUCCAAUUCGAUCAGAACCUCCACACCCUCCGCCGAGCUCUAACCUCCUGGGGCUGCUUUCAGGUAGUAAACCAUGGAAUUGAAGUUUCUUUGCUCGAAAAACUCCGCAACCUUAGCCGAGAAUUUUUCCAUCUUCCGACGAACGAAAAGCAGAAAUGCGCGAGAUCAUCCGACGGCUACGAAGGCUACGGCAGCGAUCCUGUCCUCUUCGAGAACCAAUCCGUCGACUGGAACAAUAGGCUUUAUCUCUUAGUACUCCCACAAGACGACCGGAAGCUCAAAUAUUGGCCCGAAAAUCCCAAAUCUUUCAGGGAUACAUUGAUUGAGUAUACGAAUCGAGUUAGACGGGUCCAAGAUGAGCUUCUUAAAGCAAUGGCGAAGUCUUUGGGGUUACAAGACGAUUGUUUUGUGAAACAAUUUGGCGAACGCCCCACAAUUUACGCGAGAUUUAAUUAUUACCGGCCUUGCGCUUGGCCGGACAAAGUUUUGGGGUUGAAACCACACGCGGAUGGUUCCGGGAUAACGGUUCUUCUUCAAGACGAGGAUUUGGAAGGACUUCAAGUCUUGAAAGAUGAUCGAUGGCUCCAAGUUCAGACAUUGCCUCACGCGUUGCUAGUUAACGUUGGAGACCAGAUCGAGAUAAUGAGCAACGGAAUAUUCAAGAGCCCGGUGCAUAGAGCUAUUACAAACUCGGAUAAGGAGAGGAACACGUUGGUUAUGUUUUGUAGUCCGGAUCCGACGCAAGAGAUCGAACCUGUCGAGGAACUUGUCAGCGAGUCGCAGCCGAGGUUGUUCAAGAAAGUACGAGGAUACGAUCGAAUUUUUUUCCAACACUAUCAGCAAGGGAAAAGACCCCUCGACGCAGUUAGAAUUUAAUUUUGUUUUUUUUGGAAAGAAUUUUACUGUUGCAUAAAAUGGUUCACAAUUCUGAGCAUAGUUAGUAUUUUGAAUGGUACAAUUUUUCAUAAAUAUUAUUUAAAAAUUAUACUUU
Molecule: messenger RNA, 1230 nt
Organism: Andrographis paniculata
Lineage: Eukaryota; Viridiplantae; Streptophyta; Magnoliopsida; Lamiales; Acanthaceae
Product: jasmonate-induced oxygenase 4-like
Exons: 4
Coding region: 48-1115 (355 amino acids)
Source: RefSeq, a predicted model, not a curated record